GCCCCGCCCCGUCCCACCCGGCCCGGCCCGGCCCCGCCGCGGGACGGGUAACGGUUACGAAGCACUUUCUCCGCGGCGAUUUCUGCUUAGUCAUUGUCUUCCUGGAAACGGCCGCUCUAGCGGGAGUCAGCUCUCCCGCCGCGGCCGCAGUAGCUGGAGCCGCAUCCACUGGCGCGUCCUUCCCCGGCCGCCGCUCCGCCGUCGCCCGACCGCCCUCUGGCCCGAGCGCAGGCCGGGGUCCCACCGCGUGGAGCGAGCAGCCUCGCGCUCCGUUCUCCGGCCUCCGGGGGGCCUCCUUCCCCGCCUGCGGCCGCCGGGCCCGCUCCGUCAGCUGCUGCCAUGGGCACCGACAGCCGCGCGGCCGGGGCGCUCCUGGCGCGGGCCAGCACCCUGCACCUGCAGACGGGGAACCUGCUCAACUGGGGCCGCCUGCGGAAGAAGUGCCCAUCUACACACAGCGAGGAGCUUCGAGACUGUAUCCAAAAGACCUUGAAUGAGUGGAGUUCCCAAAUCAGCCCAGAUCUGGUCAGGGAGUUUCCAGAUGUCUUGGAAUGUACUGUGUCUCACGCUGUAGAAAAAAUAAAUCCCGAUGAAAGAGAAGAAAUGAAAGUUUCUGCAAAACUGUUCAUUGUAGGAUCAAACUCUUCAUCAUCGACUAAAAGUGCAGUUGACAUGGCCUGCUCAGUCCUGGGCGUGGCGCAGCUGGAUUCUGUGAUCAUCGCCUCGCCUCCCGUUGAAGAUGGGGUUCAUCUUUCCUUGGAGCAUCUACAGCCUUACUGGGAAGAAUUACAAGACUUAGUUCAGAGCAAAAAGAUUGUUGCCAUAGGCACCUCCGAUCUGGACAAGACCCAGUUGGAGCAGCUGUACCAGUGGGCACAGGUAAAACCAAACAGUAACCAAGUUAAUCUUGCCUCUUGCUGUGUGAUGCCGCCCGAUUUAACUGCAUUUGCUAAACAGUUUGACAUACAGCUGUUGACUCAUAAUGAUCCAAAAGAACUGCUUUCGGAAGCGAGUUUCCAGGAAGCUCUUCAGGAAAGCAUCCCUGACAUCGAGGCGCAUGAGUGGGUGCCCCUGUGGCUACUGCGGUACUCGGUCAUUGUUAAGAGCAGAGGCAUCAUCAAAUCCAAAGGCUACAUCUUGCAAGCUAAGAGAAAGAGCUCUUAACUACGACCCAGCGUCAUAACCCACUGACUCGUGUCUCCCUUGAAUAUAAGAUAAAGUCGAGACUGUGGAAAUCAAAUUCCUGCCUGUAAAAUGUGUCAUUGAGGCAGAUGUUCCGUCGUUAGUAUUUGGCGACAUGUUACCUGUCGAGCUUGAAUCCUUCUCUUGCUUCCAUAUCAGUUCACUCGCCUGAACCGUUGUAUUGUUUUCAUUUAACUCUUGUUUUCUAGUUGAAAUUGUCUAUGAAGAAAAUACUUGCAAUAUAUUUUUCCUUUAUUUUUAUGACAGUAGAAAUCAAGAAAAUUUGUUGUUAGAUCUAUUUUGGCCUAGGCAUCAGGGUAAUAUAUAUACAUAUUUUUAUUUCUAAGAAACUCAUUAAUUGCUUCUUAUUCUAUAGUAUAACUAAUCAAUUUAAUUACAUUUGUUAAAACUGAAGUAGUGGAAGAUAUUUUUUCUGACAUUGAUAAGAUAAUUAUAUCUCGGAGUAACUUGGAGUAGCUGGGAUGUACUAACUAGUAUUGUAAAUAAAAUCCCUUUCUUCAUUACAUGAAUGGAAACUUAAAUUUUCUUAUGUGUCCUUGCUUGGUAGUUUACCUGUAAUGAUUUAACCUCAUAUUCUUAUGCCACAUUUGCUCUUGCUAUUAUUACAAAGACAAACCAAAGUAAAUCUGUAAAGGAGACUAGAAGCUUUGAAAUUAUUGUUUGGGGGUUUUAUAAAAGCAACUAUUGUCAACCUCCAGAUUCUUUUUAAUUCUUGAUUUAUUCUUAAUAAUUUGCUACCCAUUCAAGAAUAUUCAGUAAAUAUUGAGCACAAACCCAAAUGUGCUGGGCACUCUAGGCUCUGGAGAGAGGAGGGGAAACAGGGAUUAAUCAGUUGAGGAGUUCCCUUGUGGCUCAGUGGGUUAAGGAUCUGGCAUUGUCACUACUGUGGCUUGGGUUGCUGCUCUCACACAGAUUCGAUCCCUGGCCUAGGAACUUCCAUAUGCCAUGAGCAGGGGGGAAAAAAGAAUCAGCUGGGUAAAAUAUGCAAUAUUUGUUCCCCACUAGUAAUGAACUACAAAGAACUAAAAUCCAAUAAAGGGGGUAAAAAAAAUCUAUAACUAUUGAAAAACAAAAUGAUAUAACCAAAACUUUAGAGCUAGAAGAGAUUACGGAUAAUUUAAUAUGACUCCUCAUUAGUUUAAGAACCAGAAAAUAGCAGAUAAGUAAGCUGUGACCUUUGAUAUACAUGUCUUUGUACUUCCAUAAAUUUUUAUGUAUAACCUAAAUGGUUUGCAAAAUUCUUUAAAAAUCCCUUAUAUCUCAGUUAAUACUCUUAAACCAUGUAUUUUAGUAUGCGGCUUAUAAAACUAAGCUAAUUAUAGAUAAACUAAUAUAUAAAACGAAUUUUGCCCACAUGUUUUCAACUUAGGGAAAAGAGCUGUGGUUUCAUAUUCAAAAUAAAUACGCUAGACUCUUUUUCUAUCUUAGGUAAGAUAGGUUUUCUAGUUACCUAGUUUACUAGUUGGAUAAUUUGAUCAUUAGAAUUGAAAUGUGAAAUCAGCUGAUUUACCUGCAAAGACUUGUUUAGACUUUGAGGUUCCUAAAGCCUUACAUAUAGCAUUUAUAUUAAUUGUAUGGGAUGGUAUGAAAUGUAUAUAGUUAACUUUUUUAUUUGGAAACGUACAACAUUUUUUAAUGUAACCUAAGUCUUCAAACACUUGGUUUAAUUUAAGCCUAUAUAGUAAAUUGGACAAAAUACUUUAAGAGGGAACUUUAAUAUCUCAUUGGUUAUUUUUUUAAACCCUGGACUUAUAAAAGUGAAUGUUUGAAAGGUUAUUUUGAAAAUAGAAGAAAUGCUAAUAUAUCCAGAAUUCAUCAGGAGCUUUUUUGUGUUUUUUUCCCCCCACUUUUGACAAGGAAGUGAGAUUAUAAAUUCAUUUUGUGAAGGGGAUCAUGCAUGGCUUUUUAAAAUGAGUUUGUUCUGCUUCAAUACCUUAAUUUCUGCUAUUGAAUAACAUUUUUUAAAAAAAAAACUUAUUUUUUAAGGGCUUUAUCAUUUCUAAGCCUAUAUUCACUUCUUUUUUUGGUGAACUUUUAGAAUACAGUGAAUUCUUUUCAAAUAUCGAAGGACUUAAUGUUUAAAAGCCAUAAAAUAAAGAGUGGUAAUACUACCAAAUAAUCACUGAACGCCUCAGUUAUGGAUAGUGUGUAUAACAUCUGUUUUCGGGGGGAGAUGUGUAUCCAGAGACCUAAGGUAGAAAGAAUUCACGUGACUUUUUUUCUGGAAAACCUGACAAGCUUUUGCUUGUCAUUACAUGUCCAAAAUACACUGGAGCCUUACUUCAACACAACGUACUGUAACUUGGAAUUUGCUUUGUGAUGAGCCUAUUUUGAACUUUCAUCUAAGAAACUGUAUUUAACAAAAGGAGCGAGGUGUCUUAUAAAAACUGUUCACAUGGUGUAAAUUACGAAGACCGUGUUGUGCCAGUGUCAUCAUAGAGGAUCCAUUUAGGAAUGGCCAGCGCUAUAACUUGAAUCACAAAUACUAGCUAAUAAUUUUUCCAUUCACAGAAAAGAUUAGACAGCUGUGUGUGAAAUGGAAAAUGAAGUUACUCUAUUUGGAGUGGAUGAUUCAGAUUUUUCCGUACCAGAGCCAAAUAGUAACUGAAAUAAGAUCUUGAUUUUCAGUGAUAAAAGGUCUAAGGCUCAUUUAAUUGUGACUCUUUUUAGAACAUUUUUUUCCAUCCAGUAUUCUUAAUAUUUGGGGAUAUAAGCAAUUUAUAUAUGUAUCAUACACACAUAUAUAUAUGUGAUAUUGGCUGACAGACAGUUUACCGUCCUGCCAAAUGUACAUUUAGAGGAAUUCGAAGUUGUUUUAAUGAGAAUUUAGUCACUUUGUGUUUUCAUAUUCAAAUAGACCAACUUAGGAUUCCAAGUCUGUUUUUUUCAAAGUUUCUAACAUACCAGAACUUGUACCUGUUGUUUUCCCAUAAAGUGGGUGGCAGGCUAUGUCUGUUUUAUUUUUUAAAAAUAUAUACUAUAACUUGUAUUAUUUUUUAUAGUUUUCAGAGUUAGAAAUAUACUUAGGAGGGGGAAGUGUUUUAGGUAAUUCUACUUUUAUGUGUCUUUAGUAGUGUACUGUAAAGUAAAGGCAAAAUAUAAAGCAUUAUUAGAUGUUUAUAAUAGUUUUUAAUUUUACUUGUAUUAUUUAAUUAAAGUGUGAGCUGUAUAUUUAAUUGAAUUUUUCAGUAGUUGUAAUCAUCUUGGAACAUUAUAUUGAUUUUGAACUAUUUAAACUCAAACUGAGUGUGAUUUUAAAAUAUGAAAAAAGUUAAAUAUCCAGGUUAUUCAUACAUUCAUUCAACAAAAAUUUAUUGAAUGCCUACUGUGUGCCAGGCACUGUGCAAGGUGUUGGCAGAUAGACACAGAGAUGAACAUAGCCUUCUCUUCAAAGAGCAGAUAAGUAUAUUUGGGAAGACAGAGAAACCUCUACAUGAACAAGAGCAAUAAACGGCUGCAUGUGUUAAUAAUGGAAUCGACGAAAGGGAAGUGGAGUCAUGUGGAAGAAAGGGGACCGCUGGGAAGCAGGACAGGGACAAGAAAGGCUCCCUGGAAGAAACUAGCCUUAGAUUAGGAUCAGAGCAUGGGGUGUGGGCUGUGGCCUGGUUUGUAAAUACACUUAUAUGGAAUGAUGAACAGUUUACAGGUGAACUUCAGAAAUUCAGUGUAAACACUUUCCUCAAGAGCUUGUUCUUAAGAAAAAGGAAUGGCUUCUAGUAAGACAAGAAUAGGUAAGGUGUGAAAGUCACAUUUUAGAAAAGAUAAAAACUUGCCCCAACCUCCUAAAUAUAUUAGGAUAUGACUGUGUGUAGUUUCACUACCAGAAACCUUGAUAUGUAUCACUCAGCAAUGAAUAAAUGUAUAAAAUGUCAUAUAAGA
Messenger RNA from Phacochoerus africanus (Common warthog), 5082 nucleotides. RefSeq names its product glutamate-cysteine ligase modifier subunit (gene GCLM). NCBI's taxonomy places the organism in Eukaryota, Metazoa, Chordata, Mammalia, Artiodactyla, Suidae. The transcript is spliced from 7 exons. The record is from RefSeq and is a predicted model, not a curated record. Gene Ontology annotation, biological process: glutathione biosynthetic process. Gene Ontology annotation, molecular function: enzyme regulator activity; glutamate-cysteine ligase catalytic subunit binding. Gene Ontology annotation, cellular component: glutamate-cysteine ligase complex. The coding region runs from base 340 to 1164 and encodes 274 amino acids.